UGUGAGAGAGAGAGAGCGAGCUUAGGUACCAGAGGCAGUGACUCGGGAGAGUGUCGGCAGGGGGAAGAGGGAGGUUAUAUUUCUGCAAUGCCGAAUAAAGCGAAAAAGGAGAAGGAGCCUGCGAAGUCUGGGAAAACUGGCAAAGCUGGAGUCAAAGAUGGACAGGAAAGUUCCGAACACGAGAGUUCAAAUAAGAAAAAUAGCAACAAUGCCCCUCCUACGACACAGCUAAUGAAGGUGAAACUGCCUGGCACGCAGACUGCAGUGAAGAAAGAGAAACGUCAGAGUUCGUCCAGGUUCAGUCUUAGCAACAACAGAGAGCUGCAGAAACUUCCGGCUUUCAAAGAUGUUCCUCCUGCGGAACAUGAAAAGCUUUUUCGUCAGAAGCUGCAGCAGUGCUGCAUCCUGUUUGACUUUGUUUCGGAUCCACUAAGUGACCUAAAGUGGAAGGAGAUUAAAAGAACAGAUCUCAGUGAGAUGGUGGAGUACAUCACGCACAACAGAAAUGUCAUCACAGAGCACGUAUAUCCAGAUGCCGUUCAUAUGUUUUCAGUGAACAUGUUUAGGACAUUACCACCAUCCUCCAAUCCCACUGGAGCAGAAUUUGAUCCUGAGGAAGAUGAGCCAACACUUGAAGCUGCGUGGCCACACCUACAGCUUGUCUAUGAAUUUUUUCUUAGGUUUUUAGAGUCACCAGACUUCCAACCAAAUAUAGCUAAAAAAUACAUUGACCAGAAAUUUGUUUUGCAGCUUUUAGAACUCUUUGACAGUGAGGAUCCACGUGAGAGGGAUUUCCUGAAAACGACUCUUCACAGGAUCUAUGGCAAAUUUCUUGGUCUAAGGGCAUAUAUCAGGAAACAGAUCAAUAAUAUAUUUUAUAGGUUCAUUUAUGAAACGGAACACCACAAUGGAAUUGCUGAACUACUGGAGAUAUUGGGAAGCAUAAUUAAUGGAUUUGCCUUACCAUUAAAAGAAGAGCACAAGAUUUUCUUACUGAAAGUUUUGCUGCCUUUGCACAAAGUCAAGUCACUUAGUGUCUACCAUCCACAGCUGGCAUACUGUGUUGUUCAGUUUCUAGAGAAGGACAGCACUCUCACUGAACCAGUUGUUAUGGCACUUCUCAAAUACUGGCCAAAGACCCACAGUCCAAAGGAAGUUAUGUUUCUUAACGAGCUAGAGGAAAUAUUGGAUGUAAUUGAACCAUCAGAGUUUGUGAAGGUCAUGGAGCCUCUAUUUAGACAGCUGGCAAAGUGUGUUUCCAGUCCGCAUUUUCAGGUUGCAGAAAGAGCAUUGUACUAUUGGAAUAAUGAGUACAUAAUGAGCCUAAUCAGCGACAAUGCAGCCAAGAUUUUGCCCAUCAUGUUCCCAUCUCUGUAUCGCAAUUCAAAGACUCACUGGAACAAAACCAUCCAUGGUUUGAUCUACAAUGCUCUGAAGCUCUUCAUGGAAAUGAAUCAGAAGCUGUUUGAUGAUUGUACUCAACAGUUCAGAGCAGAAAAGAAUAAAGAGAAGGUAAAGUCAAAAGAGAGGGAGGAGGCCUGGAUUAAGAUUGAAAUUCUUGCCAAAUCAAACCCACAGUACCAUGUGUAUGUUGAUUCCUCUGGCCUCAAUAGUCCAGUAGAAAUGGAGACAGAUGGUCCCUUGAUAGAAGAUGUUCAGAUGUUAAAAAAGACUGUAGAGGAAGAAGCUACUCAGUUGCAGAGAGAUCAGCGAAAGGACCGGCCUCUGGUGCGACGCAAGUCUGAGCUGCCUCAGGAUAUUUACACCGUGAAAGCCUUGGAAUCCCAUCGCCGCGCUGAAGAAAUGUUGACGACUCAUGAUGGGCACUAGACAGGCGGGUGGUUUUCCUGCCCUGAAACCUUCAGCACAUCUAAAAUACUGGCACGGAAACAACGAGACGUGCCCGUGUUAUACCGUUCCCGCGCUCUGAUCAUUAUUGGUUUCCGCUUUCUCAGGUGUUCUUUUUUGUUUUUCUUUUUUCCUCCUGAAUGUUAUGUGCCUGUAUUGGAUUUUUGUCAUUUCAUUCAAAAAAAAAAACUCAGAACAUAAGCUCCCAAGAUACUUGGUCAGUUGCAUGUGGAGAGUGAAUGCAAUGUACAGUGUAGCUGGGGAGAAACUUAAGGAGAAAGCAAAAACUGAGUGGGGUGGUGCUGCUUUUUUUUCUUUUUAAAGGGAACAAACCAGGAAAGGCAACAGGUUGGAUACCAGUUUCUCUUUCAAGCCCAGGGACAGCUGCCAGUGCCAAGACAUUUUUAUUCAUUUUAUUGAUUACAUGUUAAUAUUUAAUCGUCUAACCUUUUUAACAGUGGGGAGGGGGACUUCUGAAGAGGUGUCAGUUUUGGCCACAGAUUUUCUAAUCAGUCUAAAAAUGUGCAGAUGAACGGCAUAUUUGAUGGAGCUGUUCCCUCGGAGUGGAGUUAUCAAAAGGAAGGAAACAUUUUUUCUGGACUCUGUUCUACAGUAGAAGAUCUUUACAAGUUUUGUGCCAUACCAAUUACUUCUACUUUUUUAAAAAUAAAAUUAGUACAGUUCUUUAGGCAAUAAGCUUACUCAGAAUGCAUUUUGAACUUGGUAGUUCAAACAAUGGUAAAUUUCAUUAAGAGCAUCAGAUUGGGCUGUCAAAUUGCACAAUAUCCCAGGCUACAAUGCUGAUCUGUUCAAAUGUUUUUUUUGUACAAAGUGUAAAAUAUUAGAGACCAUUUUUUUAAAGAUUUCUCUAUUGAGUAUUGUUUCCAUUUACUUUACCACCAUUAAUAAGACUUCAUUCUGUUAGUAGAUGUUGUUUGAAAGAAGCCCGUUUCAGUGGCUAACUCUUUACCUUCAGGUAAAAUGACUAACCCUCUGGGAAUUAAGUCAUAGCAGUAGAAUCCAAAUUGAAUAGGAUGUAGAAAUGCUGAACAUGUCGCCUAUAUACAUUAAUAUGCAUGCUUUGCACUCAGUGCAUCUUGCUAUUGCUGUUAUGCAGUACAUUCCAGUGACAGUUGCAUACCUUUAAGCAGCUAUGAUUUGGUUGUGCACAUUGUCAGUCUCAUUUAAUAUGAUGCUAAAAAGGGGUAGUAAUUUUCUGUUCAUCAGCAGUAUCCCUUGUUCCUAUUCAGUAUAUUUAGCAUUAUUGUUUGCCUUUGUGAUUUACCUAAAAAAAUGUAAUUUAGGUUACCCCUAAAGCAGGGAAGGUUUUAUCCUAUAAGUGAUGUUAUUCUACAGGCAUUCAGGGUAAUUUGGAGUUAGAGGCAAACCCACAUCUCAUCCCAGUGGCUAUAUAAUUUGUGUUCCCAUGUUUAGGCAGUGGUUAUUCUCACAGGUGCUUAACCUUAGAACUUGGAAAGUACUGUAAUCUUUAUUAAUGUUAUAGAACAGUCUUUCUCGAUUAUAUAAAGGUCUUUCCAUGAGUGCCUUUAUUAUAUAAAAAAGAUUGGUAAAUACUGGCCUCAAUAAGAGGAGAGCCAAUAGUUUGGUGUACCAACCACUUUACCUUUCAUAUUUAGUCAAUUUCCCUUGGCAGAAGAAAAAUCCAUAUGGAUAUAUGCAUUUGUUCCAGAUGGUGGUUAACAAAGUUACCAUAUGAAAUUCUGCUCCUGUUGAAUUGCAGCUGAUUUGAAAACUUGAGAAUGCUGCAAAACAGCUUGUUGAACUACCUAAAAAGCACUUCCUGUUAAACUUGAAAAAAUGCGCUGUGUUGUACUAUCCCAAAUGAAGCAGUCUUGCUUUUCUCCAUGUUUCUGUGUAUUUAUCCCCCUUUUUUACUUGACAGAGGCUGUCCCAACAUGCCUCCCUGUCAAGGAGAGAAGAGUGCUUAGUUUUCUGUUUUUGUUUUUUUUGUCAGUCUUCAUACCAUUGUUUGAACUUCCAUGUUUGUUAACUGGUAGUUCACCAAAUAGUCCUCUGGUCUGGGUGUACAAUGUUUAUGGAAAGUUAUUUCUUUGCCCACUCAACUGUGUCUGUUUAAUGUUUGGUUGAAUGUGCAAAAUGUAAAAUAUACUACCAUGUUCAGCAUUUUUCUUCUCUUCUUGAAGAACAACAAUCACCAAACUAUUUUUCCCUCUUAACAAAGAUAUAUUGCUGUUAUAUUAAUAGUUUGAAUUGUUUUACAGGAUGGUGCCGCAUUUUCUAAUGAAACAACCUUUGAGCUUUUUUUGUAUUGCUGUAAUGGUACCAAUGAAUUACUGAAUUCGUACAAAAAAGCAGAAAAAGAUGGUUUUUGGUGACUGUUUUUCUUUCAUCAGUGGCUUUACUUCAGCAUCUGCAAGUUUGUUUGUGCUUUCCGAAAUACAAUAACGGCAAGUGUCCUUUAGUAUGCGAUCUGUACUAAAUGGCUUCAUUUAAUAUUGUACAUACAAUGUACUUUGUUUUAUGUAGUGUUAUAUAUCUAUUAAACAUUAGGUUUCAUAUUUUGUACAAAAUGGUCCUAUGUACAGAAUAAAACGUUAAUAGCAUCUGCAAAAAUUUGAUAAGUGGCAGACUUUUCUUUUUGACAGUCCCUGUAUCUAUCUGCAUUAGAAAUGUUAAAACAUUUAAAUUCUAAUAUUUUUAUCAAUUUGUAAUUCUCAAGAUUUGUUUCCACAAUGAUUGUCUGUGACAAAAAUCUUCAUACAUCAGCCUUUUGUGUGCUUUUAUCCAAUUCUAAAGUUGUGUACAUCGAAAUAGAAUAAAUGAAGAGAACGUGGAUUUUAUAUUUUCA
Molecule: messenger RNA, 4678 nt
Organism: Lepisosteus oculatus (spotted gar)
Lineage: Eukaryota; Metazoa; Chordata; Actinopteri; Semionotiformes; Lepisosteidae
Gene: ppp2r5ca
Product: protein phosphatase 2, regulatory subunit B', gamma a
Biological process (GO): protein dephosphorylation; signal transduction
Cellular component (GO): nucleus; protein phosphatase type 2A complex; cytosol
Molecular function (GO): protein phosphatase activator activity
Source: RefSeq, a predicted model, not a curated record